AAUGCGGACGCUCAGGCCGCAUUCAGACAGCGGCGCGCUAAUUACAUCGCUACUCUCGAGGAAACAGGUAACGUCGCCUCCGGCCCGCGCCCUCUUCGCCUCUCAUUAUGUACUCAAUUACCUCGCCAGUCACUUCCCUCGAGCAGGUCGUCCUUCAACUACAGGAUUCGUGUCGCGAGGCCCAGCAGCAGGCCCACGAGUACAAACAGCAGAACUCCCGCCUCCGCCACGAGCUCAAGGACCGCGAUCGCAUCUGGCGCUCGCUCCUUGACGCCCGCAAGGGCCCCCACGACCCCCACGAUGACCUCCCAUUGCCACCGAACCUCUCGCCCAUCCAGAUGUCUGCCUCCACACCAUACGCCCAGGAUCCAGCCGUCUGCGCACCCUACCAGAGCUCCGAUCCCUCCUACCCCAAUUCGUACGCGCCCUCCGACUCCAGCACCGCGUCAGUGGCGGCAUCCAUGCCCCGCGUACCCAAGUACUCGUACGACUAUCAAGACAUUCAAUCCACCGCAUCCCCCACGUUCACCGAGUCCCCCUCACUCACGUCGCCUACAAUCACCUCCCAAGAUCUCUCCUACGCACCUCGCUACCCAGGCGACGACUCAAAAGCAGCCCUCGCAGCCCUCGACUCCGCCGCGCCAUACGUCUUCUCCAACAGCCGCUCCAUCUCCCCUUCCUCCACCCCACCUUCUUCCUCCGCAUCCCUCGCUGCCUCAUACCAAUUCUACCCCGACGCGAAUGGCGUCGCCGACCACGAUUACUACCGCCGCUACCCCCAUCCCACCAGCGCUGCCGAUCUCGCCCUCCAUGGUGGUGAUGCCUCCCUCGGUGGUCCCGCCAGCGAUGCGCUCCGCAUGCGCUUUGGCAACAACGGUACCGCGCCGGCGCCCGCUCGCCGUGACUCGGCACCGAACGGCCUCCCAGCGCCGUUCGGCGGCAGCGAUCACAGCUCGGGAUCACCGCGUAGCGACGGCGACCCCGCACCGAAUCCGCGCAAGCGUCCUGCCCCCGACAACCCCGACUCGGCGCGUCAGUCGCUUUCGCCGUCGCCUGGUCCGGGCCCCAUGUCCGGGACGCUGGCCGUGAUCAAGGCGCAGGCAUUCGGUGCGCUCCGCCGGACGCGCACGCGCAAAAAGACGUCCGAAAGCGCGGCGCGCGUCGCGAUGGACGUCCUCGAGGCGAGGGGAAUCGGUAUGGGCGUGCCCAAGGGUGCGAAGCGACAACGGGUGGACGAUGAUGACGGGGAGGCGUAGCCUGAGCGGGCGGGGACUACUCCCCAAGCCCGGAUUUGCUACGCUUCCUCUCCUCUUCCAUCGCCCACAAGGAUAAUUAACGGACGCGCCUGCGAACUCAUGCACGACAAAGCUCUC
Molecule: messenger RNA, 1373 nt
Organism: Schizophyllum commune H4-8
Lineage: Eukaryota; Fungi; Basidiomycota; Agaricomycetes; Agaricales; Schizophyllaceae
Exons: 2
Coding region: 108-1256 (382 amino acids)
Source: RefSeq, a predicted model, not a curated record